GUGGCAUAGAUAGAGAGAUCACAUGGUACCCUUUGUUGGAGUGGAAAGUAACAGAUGUGCGCAUGCGCAUUAAGUGGAGCACGGGAAGCAGCAACAGAAGCAACAUGGAAGAGUUUCAGACUGGAGAGGAGACUACCUUUGUUGUUGACGAAGUUAGUACCAUCAUCAAAGAGUCAGUUGAAGGUGCUAUUGGAGGAAAUGCUUACACGCAUAGUAGAGUAAACCAAUGGACAUCAAAUGUGGUGGAGCAGUGCCUAAGUCAACUGGCAAAACUAGGCAAACCUUUUAAAUAUAUUGUGACUUGUAUCAUCAUGCAGAAGAAUGGCGCAGGGCUUCAGACUGCUAGUUCCUGCUUCUGGGACAAUUCCACUGACGGAAGCUGCACUGUGAGAUGGGAGAAUAAAUCUAUGUACUGUAUUGUCAGUGUAUUUGGACUAGCUCUAUAAAAUAAAAAUCCUGUUAGUUUAUUUUUCACACAAAUACCAGUGGUUAUGUUAAUUUAAAGUACAUAUUUAUAUGUGUGCUGUGUUCAGUGUGUUUGUAAGUGUUAUUUGUGUAUUUUAACUGUGACCAAAAUUCAACACAAGCUCUGAAGGUGCGAAAACAGUAACAUGCUGCACUUUCAAAUGUUUACCACUGAAAUGUUUUGUGUUUUUCUAAUUUAUCUUACGUCGUUUUAAAUAAAUUAUUACAUCUUUUUUUUUUUUUUUUUAAAUAGCUACCAACAAAAAUUACUUAAGGACCUAUUUGAAUAUUAUUUUACAUAUCCCCUGCACCGUUACUCUAUCAUCUAUAUCUAUAAAAUAAUUGAUAAAAGUAUAAAAGUUUAAAUCUACUAGUGUGCCAAGUUACAUCACAAUUAGUUUACAAUGUGUUUUGUUUCUUGAACAGGAACAAGAUUUCCCACUUUUUAACUGCCUAUUUUUCGUGAACGUAUUUUUGUAUGUAAUGUAAAAGUAUUCAGAAACAUAAUGAUGACAUUACAACAUUUGUAAUAGCUGCAGCAGUAUCUCAGAUUUGUUAUGUUUGGUCCUGUAUAGACACACAUUAGUUUUUCUUCACCCAUGCAUAUUGUACAAAUAAAAGUUCAAGGUCA
Messenger RNA from Acipenser ruthenus (sterlet), 1096 nucleotides. Its product is annotated as dynein light chain Tctex-type 1-like. The transcript has 5 exons. Gene Ontology annotation, biological process: microtubule-based movement. The record is from RefSeq and is a predicted model, not a curated record. NCBI's taxonomy places the organism in Eukaryota, Metazoa, Chordata, Actinopteri, Acipenseriformes, Acipenseridae. Gene Ontology annotation, molecular function: dynein intermediate chain binding. Gene Ontology annotation, cellular component: cytoplasmic dynein complex; cytoplasm. Bases 63 to 446 code for a protein of 127 amino acids.